Molecule: messenger RNA, 1152 nt
Organism: Fusarium graminearum PH-1
Lineage: Eukaryota; Fungi; Ascomycota; Sordariomycetes; Hypocreales; Nectriaceae
Exons: 1
Coding region: 1-1152 (383 amino acids)
Biological process (GO): glucan catabolic process
Cellular component (GO): extracellular region; cell surface
Molecular function (GO): glucan exo-1,3-beta-glucosidase activity
Source: RefSeq, a predicted model, not a curated record
AUGAAGCUUAGUACUCUUACAGUCUUUUGUGGCUUAGUCAAUGCUCUCCCACCCUCCAACUACCUCAACUGGAAAACAUUCAAAGCCAAUGGAGUCAAUAUCGGCGGCUGGUUACAUCAAGAAGCCGUCAUUGAUCCCAGGUGGUGGAAUCAGUAUGCACCUGGCACACCUGAUGAAUGGGACUUCUGCGCAAAACUGGGUUCACGAUGUGGUCCAAUUUUAGAGCAACGAUACAGCUCUUUCAUCACCACCAAGGACAUUGAUGCCAUGGCCAAGGCUGGAAUAAACGUCAUCCGAAUUCCUACUGGAUACAAUGCCUGGGUUACUGUCCCAGGCUCUCAACUGUAUAGUGGUAAUCAAGCCCGCUUUCUCAGAGUCAUCUCCGACUAUGCCAUCAAGAAGCAUGGCAUUCACGUUAUUCUCGAUAUCCACUCUCUCCCUGGAGGUCUUAACGGUAUGGGACUUGGUGAGAAAGAAGGCAAUUAUGGUUGGUUCCAGAACCAAACCGCCCUUGAUUAUUCAUACAAGGCCGUCGACGCUGCCAUCAAAUUCAUCCAAGAGUCAGAUGUUCCUCAAGGUUUUACCCUAGCACCAAUAAACGAACCUGUCGACAAUCGAGACAUUACCAAGUUUGGAACACCUGAGGCUUUGUCCGAUCAAGGAGCUGCUUGGGUUCUCAGGUAUUUCCAAGGAGUCGUAUCACGGGUUCAGAAGAUCAAUCCUAAGAUACCUAUUAUGCUCCAAGGUGGUUUCCGGCCGGUUGACUUUUGGGUCAAGAACUUUGCUGCCAACACGAACAUUGUUUUUGAUGUUCAUCAUUACUACUUUGCUGGUCGUCCAGCUACUUCGCAAAACCUGCCCGAGUUCAUCUGUACCGACGCCAAGGCUUCUGCUGAGCCAAAGUUUCCGGUGUUUGUCGGAGAAUGGUCUAUUCAGGCUACUAGCGAUAAUAAUUUUUCUAGUCGCGCAUUCAACCUCAAUACUGGUCUCCAGGCAUGGUCCAGGUAUACUCGAGGAAGUUCCUACUGGACUUGGAAGUUUUUUGGCAACGUGCCCGUGGAAGGUGAGGGAACUCAGGGAGGUUAUUGGAACUACUCUGAGUUUGUGAAGAUGGCAAUUAUUAAUCCGUCGACUGGAAUUUCUUGCAAGUAA